AUGUUCCGUAGAUUACGGGCUUUAUGGAGUCCUGCACAGCGCGCCGCGAAUUCCGCGAAGGCCACGUCAGCCAUGUCGCCUGCUGACGUGUACGAGGGCUUGUUCUCCCCGCGUACGCCGAUGCCGACACGUGUCUCCCGCAUGCUAUUCGAUCGGCUACUGCGGUUCGCGCCUCCCGAGCCGCUACUGCCGAUUCUUAUAGCGAAUGCCGCGGGAUUCUAUACGGGGAUUACACUCGCGGCUAUCACAGAACAACGAUACAAGGAGGCAUAUUGGGAGGAACACCCAGGGGAGGCCGUGCCUCUGAUGCGUUCAUCGCUGUAUUUCGGCAAGUACAGAAUACGAAGAGAGGACUUCAGCGAGGAGGGGGAGGCUGGUGCUGGGGGCGGUGGUUCUGGGGGCGGUUCUGGUGCUCCUGGUUCAGGUGGUGCUGGUGGUGGAAGCAGCAGCAGUGUUAGUGAGAGCAGUUGA
Messenger RNA from Closterium sp. NIES-65, 471 nucleotides. The record is from the annotation of a GenBank genome assembly. NCBI's taxonomy places the organism in Eukaryota, Viridiplantae, Streptophyta, Zygnematophyceae, Desmidiales, Closteriaceae.